CGUGUUGUACUGACACGCGGUGCCUUCUUUAUUUUUUUCUUUCUCUCUCUCUUUCUUCCCUUCUCUCUGUUCGGUCCUACGGCGCUCGUGGUGAAAGAUUCGCCCUUUGCAAAAUGGCGGCGGAGGCUACCACCAGGAGAAGGCUGAAUGAAUACGAGGGGAAAAUGAGCAGCAAAAACGGCUUAACCUUUCACGAAGACAUCGUAGCCAACGGUCAUGCCGGUUUACAGAGCAACGGACGUUUACAGUUUUCAGAGAAAGAAACGAAGGCGGAGCCGGUGAAUUUAAGGUCGAAGGAGUCAUUCGAGAGGGUACCGUUUAUCACAGCAGCGUUGACCCAUCUUGGAUUUUACAUCCUUAUGUUCCUGGGUUUUAUAAAUCAAUUGCUUUUCACACCGAAAGUCGCACAAGAGUACAAUAGGGAGGGUUACGGGCCACUUUAUGACAGUUUCGAAGGGUUUUACCUUCGAUACGUGUACAGGAGAGUGAGGGAUUGCUGGAACAGGCCGAUAUGUUCUGUUCCGGGUGCCACAGUUACACUUAAGAAUAGAAUAACAAAAGAUUACGGAUGGACGUUCCAGUUCACAGGAACGACCACGAAAUGUAUAAAUUUAGGAUCAUACAAUUACCUGGGCUUCGCGGAGUCGGACGGCACGUGUGCCGAUCAAAGUAUCGAGACCCUGAAGAAAUUCGGUUGUGCUAGUUGUAGCACUCGUCUCGAGCUCGGAAACAUGCCUAUUCAUGAAGAAUUAGAGAAAUUGACGGCCAGGUUUCUAGGCGUGGAGGACGCAAUCGUUUUUGGAAUGGGUUUUGCAACGAACGCUCUUAAUUUGCCUUCCUUGCUGAGCAAAGGUUGUUUGGUACUGAGCGAUGAAAAGAAUCAUGCUUCGUUGAUUCUCGGAUUAAGGCUGUCCGGUGCUACUGUUAGGGUCUUUAAGCACAAUAGUGUGAAGCAUUUAGAGAAUUCUUUGAAAACUGCGAUAGUUUUCGGCCAACCGGGAACUGGGGAACCAUGGAAGAAGAUAAUGAUCGUAGUAGAAGGUGUUUAUUCUAUGGAAGGUUCUAUUGUACAUUUACCUGAGAUUUUGGCGCUCAAGAAGAAGUACAAAGCAUAUGUUUAUUUGGAUGAGGCUCAUAGCACUGGUGCAAUAGGAAAACAUGGAAGGGGUGUUUGCGAUUAUUAUGGAAUUGAUCCACGAGAUAUAGACAUACUUAUGGGAACUUUUACGAAAAGUUUCGGAUCUGCAGGUGGUUACAUUGCUGGGACAAAGACAUUAAUAAAUCAUUUAAGGAUAAACAGUCACGCGCACGCCUACGCUGCAGCAAUGUCUCCACCCAUAGCGCAACAAAUCAUCACUUCGAUGAAGAUAAUUGCCGGUGAAGAUGGCACAGACGAAGGAAAGAAAAGAACGAAACAGUUGGCGAGGAACACCAGAUACUUCAGGCGUAAACUCAAUCAGAUUGGCGUCAUUAUUUAUGGAAAUGAAGAUUCGCCUGUUGUACCUAUGCUAGUUUACUUGUUUUCUAAAAUAGGUGCAGUUGUGCGAACCUUGACGACACAUAAUAUAGCAGCAGUUGGUGUUGGUUUUCCAGCAACUCCAUUGAUGGAAGGCAGAAUACGAUUUUGUCUUUCUGCUGCGCACACUAAACAACAAUUAGAUUACGUAUUAUCACACAUUGAAAAACUCGCAGAUUCUCUGGGUCUAAGAUAUUCUCGUAAAGUUCGUAAUCCAGCACCCGUAGAGUACUAUUCUGAUGAAGAGACCGAAUGACCUGUUGCUACCUAGAAAAUAUACUCUCUAGGACAUCUACUUCGCUCCGAAGAAGCGCCUCAUACUUCAAUGGAGAAAUAUUGCCUUGGAAGAACUCUACACGCAUUCUUUUAUAUGCUUUUCCAUUGACGCACACACUAUACCUCUUAAGGAACAAGGUUACGAAUCCCGAAUUACAAGAGAAGAUAUAUCAAUGUUAUUUAAUAGUCGUGGCCAAGUACCUAUUCAUCUCUAUUUAACACAAUAUCAAGAAUUAAUGAUCUUUUAUUUUAUAGAAGAUACUGCUUACUUCUACUACGAUAUAAUAUCUAUAACGCCAGUAGAAGUAUAUCACACGAGUGAGAAAGAAUUUUUUAAAUUUCUCGAUACGGUCUACAACGAAUUAUGGGAUAUUAAUGGAGAAGUCAAGAGUGCGUCAGAGUUCAG
Molecule: messenger RNA, 2198 nt
Organism: Habropoda laboriosa
Lineage: Eukaryota; Metazoa; Arthropoda; Insecta; Hymenoptera; Apidae
Gene: lace
Product: serine palmitoyltransferase 2
Exons: 10
Coding region: 114-1772 (552 amino acids)
Biological process (GO): ceramide biosynthetic process; sphingosine biosynthetic process
Cellular component (GO): serine palmitoyltransferase complex
Molecular function (GO): serine C-palmitoyltransferase activity; pyridoxal phosphate binding
Source: RefSeq, a predicted model, not a curated record